UCAGCUAAUGAACCCAUUUCUGAUUUUCUGCAACUAUAUCAGUUUGUGUAGUUAAUAUUUUGCACAUAAAUGGCUCACUCCGGUUCAAGACUGGUAGUGCCCAUAGACUUAAAGAAGAAGCCAUGGGAACAGAAAUAUCCCCUUCACAACCGGUGGCAUCCAAAUAUUCCGCCAGUUGCAGAGGCUAAAGCUGGGGAACUCUUUAGAGUUGAAAUGAUGGACUUCACUGGAGGUUGUAUCACCCACAGUUACACUGCUGAUGACAUUAAGCAUUUUGAUCUCUCAACUGUCCAUUAUCUUAGUGGGCCAAUCAGAAUUCUUGAUAAUGAUGGCAUCCCUGCUAAGCCUGGAGAUCUGCUUGCUGUUGAAAUAUGCAACUUGGGUCCUCUCCCUGGAGAUGAAUGGGGUUUUACUGCAACAUUUGACAGAGAAAAUGGAGGUGGUUUCUUGACAGACCAUUUUCCUUAUGCCACAAAAGCUAUAUGGUACUUUGAGGGGAUAUAUGCUCAUUCGCCUCAGAUACCAGGUGUGCGAUUUCCGGGUAUAACACAUCCCGGGAUAAUUGGAACUGCACCAUCAAUGGAGCUAUUGAACAUAUGGAAUGAAAGAGAGAGAGAUGUUGAAGCAAAUGGUAUUCAGACUUUAAAACUAUGUGAGGUUUUGCAUUCACGACCCUUGGCAAACUUGCCAUCAACAAAAAGUUGUCUCCUUGGAAAGAUUCAAAAAGGGACUACUGAAUGGGAGAAUAUUGCAAGGGAAGCUGCAAGAACAAUACCAGGAAGAGAAAAUGGUGGAAAUUGUGACAUUAAAAAUCUAAGCAGAGGUUCAAAGGUAUACCUUCCAGUUUUUGUAGAAGGGGCAAAUCUCAGCACUGGUGACAUGCACUUUUCACAGGGUGAUGGCGAGGUCUCAUUAUGUGGUGCCAUAGAAAUGAGUGGUUUCUUAGAAUUAAAGGUUGAAAUUAUAAGGGGUGGAAUGAAAGAGUACCUUACACCAAUGGGUCCCACUCCCCUUCAUGUUAAUCCAAUAUUUGAGAUAGGCCCUGUUGAGCCAAGAUUCUCAGAGUGGUUGGUUUUCGAGGGCAUCAGUGUUGAUGAAAGUGGGAGGCAACACUACCUAGAUGCAAGUGUUGCUUACAAGCGAGCGGUACUCAAUGCCAUUGAUUACAUAUCCAAGUUUGGGUACUCCAAAGAACAGGUGUAUCUUCUGCUGUCUUGCAUUCCUUGUGAGGGAAGAAUAUCUGGAAUAGUGGAUGCCCCCAAUGCUGUUGCAACCCUGGCCAUCCCAACAGCUAUAUUUGACCAGGAUAUCCGUCCUAAAAAUAACAAGGUUCCAGUUGGACCCCGCCUUGUUAAGAAACCAGAUGUCUUCAAAUGCACUUACGAUGGGAACUUGCCCAUUACAAGGAAUCCUAGUGCCACAUCAUGAAUCGUAUUAGCUAAAAAUCACGUGCUUUUGUACCAUCUCCCAGGAGUCCUAGGCUUCAUGCCCUGAAAAUAAAGUUUGAAAUACAUUGACAUCUGUACCAUAUGUAACCGGUGGCUGGACAAUGCUGGAAAAAUGUAAUAAAAGUGCGUGUUUAGAUUAAUUUAUUUUGAGUUUAAAACAAUUU
Molecule: messenger RNA, 1612 nt
Organism: Gastrolobium bilobum
Lineage: Eukaryota; Viridiplantae; Streptophyta; Magnoliopsida; Fabales; Fabaceae
Exons: 7
Coding region: 70-1428 (452 amino acids)
Molecular function (GO): hydrolase activity, acting on carbon-nitrogen (but not peptide) bonds, in linear amides
Source: RefSeq, a predicted model, not a curated record